Triplophysa rosa is the source of this 6284-nucleotide messenger RNA. It is a transcript of the gene amot, whose product is annotated as angiomotin. The coding region runs from base 1154 to 4207 and encodes 1017 amino acids. The transcript is spliced from 13 exons. The record is from RefSeq and is a predicted model, not a curated record. Lineage: Eukaryota; Metazoa; Chordata; Actinopteri; Cypriniformes; Nemacheilidae. Gene Ontology annotation, biological process: angiogenesis; regulation of cell migration; hippo signaling. Gene Ontology annotation, cellular component: cytoplasmic vesicle; lamellipodium; bicellular tight junction. Gene Ontology annotation, molecular function: signaling receptor activity.
AUAUCGAAAAAUUGACCAAUAAGACUGGUUUUGUUGUCCAGGGUCACAUAUAUUAUGUAAACACAAACUUUUAUUCCAGUAAGUAAUCCGGAUUUAAGGGUGUUAAUAAAUGUCUUUUAAAAUAAAACACUAUGAAAUCAAUGUUUUGAGCCUAAUUAGCCAAAAUAGGUUGCGUUAAAAUGAACAUGCAUAGAUAUGAGAACAACGUCAAAUAUUGGCAGCAUGCCGGCUCCACGUCGAUAACUUCUGACCUCAUUGGGUCUUGCAUUCUCUGGACUGUAUCGUGACAAACCACACAUAUUAUGACUAUUCACAGAAGAGAGUCAAUGAGAUUCAAAGUUGGCGGCUGAAGAAAGGAAGUCAUGUACAUCAAGAAUGGCAUGAAGAUGUAAAGGGGAGUAAAUUAUGAAAGAAUUUUUAUAUUUGUGUGAACUGUUCCUUUAAGUUGUUGGGAAAAAAGCAUCUUUCUGAAAAUUCAUAUCUGGAAAAAAUCCUAGUCCUUGAGAUUUUAAUAUACUGUUGCACAGAAAUUAAAGUUACGACUAUUUCGAAAGAAUUGUUUCCAACACCGUUGAUCCGUGAAGUCCAUCACAUUUGAGGUCUCGGGCAAGCAACAUAUUUAGUUAAAUUGCAUAAACCACUGUUCAUUUUUUCCCGUUUUGCCUAAAUUUUUCCAACUGUAUUGUUAGUCAGAUUUCAAAUAUGUAUUGCACACCCAAUCUCAGAUAAUUAUCUGUACUCAUUUUAAUGUAAGUUUGAGAGCUAACAGCAGCAGCAGGAGGCAGGUUUGAAGGUGUGUUGAUAACUGGCUCUGAUCCAGGAUCACCUAUCCUCACGGCCACACCUGAUGGAAUGCAUUAGGUUGUUCAGAGUAGCGUGCUUACUGAAGCAGUGUCGUUGAGCGUGUGAACAAAGGAGUACAACUCAAGAGAAUCGGUCAAAGCGUAGCAGUAUUCAUUGAAGUUUUAACACACCGAGGACCUGUGCUGGAAAUUGGACUGGAAGCCAAACCUAGUGCCUGGUGUUUGGGACCUCACGGGCCGGCUGUGUGUUUUGGAGCGACUUGAAGAGCUUCGUCAGAGCUGUGACCCUGGUCAAUGUCAAAACCAUGAGCCAAUAGUGAUGCACGACAGCAGCUAAAUCCACCACACAGAUGUUUCGGAAAAAAGCCUCAUCUUCGUUGAGAAUGCGGAGAAUAUCAGAAAACAAUAGUAAACGGAGUGUGGACCGCACACGAAGCUCCUCCUUCCAUGAGGUGGGCAGGUCAAAAGAGCUGGAAAUGAGGGCGGCAGCCUCAGUGUCCGAGGACACGUUGGCUAGCAGCGGAAGCGGCCACACUGUUUUACAGCGCCUCCUACAGGAGCAAAUGCGCUAUGGCGAGGGACGCAAUUACCUUGCCCUGCAACAACAACAGCAGCAGCACCAACAGCAACAAGGUCCAGUAAGUGGUUACCCGGGCCCUGGCAGUCCAGGGGACGAGCACUCAAUGGUCUCCCACAUUGCCAGGCAAGAGCCUCAGGGCCAGGAGCUGCAGGCCGACAGUGGCAUGGAAAAGCUAAACGCACGUAACGCAGGAGGUGGCGGCAGUGUGGGGGCGGGGUCAGGUGGUGGGAGCUGCGGACAAGGACCGAAUCCUGAGGACCUACCUACCUACGAGGAAGCCAAGGUGCAAUCGCAGUAUUUCCGUGGCCACCAGCCUCAGCAGCCUCAGCCACUGCUGCCCCAAUCAGUCGGUGCUGCAUUUUACGUGACUGGUGUUAGCAACCCUAAGGUGCGACCCCCGGAGGGCAGGGCCACGGUGCAGAGGGUGAGCGGGGGAAAAGUGCACCAGGACGAUGGACUCAAAGAUUUAAAGCAAGGCCACGUGCGUUCUCUUAGCGAAAGACUGAUGCAGCUUUCAUUGGCCACCAGUGGGGUCAAGGCUCAUGCGCCUAUUACCAGUUCUCCUCUUUCCCCCCAACUGCCCCCACCUGGCCUGCCAGGAGACUACUAUAAACCCUCUGGACCCCCACAUAGGGGGCCACCACCAGACUACCCGUUCAAAGCAAUGCCCUCUCCACCCAAACAACAACAGCACCAACAGCACCAUCAGCCUCCACACCAGGAGCCCGGACACUUCUACCCGGACCACCGUGGGACAAACCAACCAGCCAGAACCGACAUUCCUCAUGUCCGUUACCAGCCACCGCCUGAGUACGGCUCUUUCCGGUCAAGUAAGGAGAGUUCAAGUCACUCCCAAAGGUCUGUCCAUCACCACAGCCCCUCGUCUUCUGUGACAUCAGGAGGAUCUCUAUCCCGCGCACAGUCUUUGGCUCUCAGCAGCAUCUUGGCUUCUUCCCACCCUCCACCACCCAUGGGCCUUCAAGGUGAACCACCCUAUCCCAUGGGUGCACGAAGCCCACAUGGCCCCGGCUUGCACCAAGGCGAUCCAUACGGCCUGGGACACCCUCCCCAUCAGCGGAGCCACGGAUUUCCUCAUGAUCAUUACGGGUCGGCUCCCAGGGGGCUCCACAUGCACCAGCAUCAGUACCACCAGCAGGGUCCUCCCCAACAGCUGCAACAGAAUCCAGGACAACACUACCAUCACCCACACUCCAUGCAGGGAGAUCCCUACGCCAUGUUAGCCCGGGCCCAGCAGAUGGUGGAGAUGCUGUCCGAAGAGAACCGAUUGCUCAAGCAAGAGCUGGAAGUGUGUGGGGAGAAGGUGUCCAAACUGCAGAAGCUGGAGACUGAGAUUCUGAUGGUGUCCGAAGCUUAUGAGAACUUGGCCAAAUCGUCCUCUAAGAGAGAGGCUUUGGAGAAGACAAUGAGAAAUAAAUUGGAGUUGGAGGUGCGCAGGCUGCACGACUUCAACAGAGACCUGAGAGAGCGAAUGGAGACAGCCAACAAGCAGUUAGCCGCUAAAGAGUGCGAGGGCACCGAGGACAAUCGUAAAACCAUCUCACAGCUUCUGGCUCAGAACAAGGAGACCCAGAGAGAGAAGGAGAAGUUGGAGAUCGAGUUGAAUUCGCUUCGCUCCACAAAUGAGGACCAGCGCAGGCACAUUGAGAUCCGUGAUCAGGCUUUAAAUAAUGCGCAGGCCAAAGUGGUCAAGCUAGAGGAAGAGCUGAAGAAGAAGCAGGUGUAUGUGGAGAAGGUGGAGCGGAUGCAGCAGGCUCUAGCGCAGCUUCAGGCGGCCUGUGAGAAGCGAGAGCAGCUGGAGCAUCGCCUGCGCACCCGACUGGAGAGAGAGCUGGAAUCUCUUCGCAUGCAACAGAGGCAGGGUGGUUCUCAGAACACAGUUGGUCCUGAGUUCAGCACAGCAUCUUUGAUGGAACAUCUGAGAGAAAAGGAAGAGAGGAUUUUGGCUCUGGAGGCCGACAUGACCAAAUGGGAGCAGAAAUACUUGGAGGAGAGCGUCAUGAGACAGUUCGCACUAGACGCUGCGGCUUCUGUGGCCACACAGAGAGACACCUUCUCCAGCAUCAUCAGCCACUCCCCCAGCAGCAGCUACGACACAUCGGUGGAAGCGCGUAUACAGAAAGAAGAGGAGGAGAUCCUCAUGGCCAACCGGCGCUGUCUGGACAUGGAGAGCAGGAUUAAGAACCUGCACGCUCAGAUUAUAGAGAAGGACGCCAUGAUAAAAGUCCUGCACCAGCGUUCACGCAAAGAACCCGCCAGCAAGUUAGAUGGCCCAGCCAUGAGACCCUCCAAGUCUCUGAUGUCCAUCGCCAUGGGAACCGGCAGCUCGGGCGGCUCCGGUCUGCUGUCACACUCUCUGGGUCUCAGCGGGAGCAGCCCGAUCACAGAGGAACGCAGGGAGGACCGCAGCUGGAAGGGCAGUCUGGGUGUUCUGCUGGGUCCUGAGUUCAGAGGAGACUCACUGAGGACAGAGUCCAUCUCCUCCUCUCCAUCUCCAGUGUUUCCCUCCACCCCCUUGCCAGCCACCACACACUCAAAGACCGGCAGCAGGGACAGCUGCACUCAGACGGACAAGGGUCAGGAGACCAGCAAGCCGAGCACGCCUGCCCUGCAGAGCGUAUCCGGACCCAGCCGGAUCAGCAGCCCGAGCCCCGUCUACAUACCCGACCGCAUCGCAGAUGUGCCAGUGUUCCACAGCAGUACGUUGGAGAGGAGAGCUCCGGUACAGAACCUCCCCCCACCCCUCCUGCAGCAAAACCUCUCUCAACAGGAUGUGGACAAUGAGAUGGUAGAAAUUCUCAUCUGAUCUCAUUCAUAAACAGUCUUGAAACAGCUGAAGGAUUCUGUACGUUUCUCUCCGUUACACGUUUGGAAACGAAAAAUGAAAACUAACAGGAAACGCAUCAUCUUGGUAUUUUUCAGAAGACUUUGUACAGAUCUGCGAGCAAAAGUACACGUUAUUUACGAUAAGUUUUUUUUGUACAGUAUUGUCUGGUGAUCAUUUCCUCUCCAGACCGUUGGACCAAAUGUAUCGGUAUUUUUUUUAUUGCACUACUUUGUUUUGUUUCUUAGUUAUUUUGGGGGGGUAUGUUAUUUUGUUGUGUAUAUGUACAAAUAUUUCAAACGUGGCACUUGAGUAUUUAGCAGUAUGGUAACAGUUGGUACAUACUGCAUCAGGAUACUGUAAAACACAGCGCAGGAGAGAUGAACUCAAUGUUGUUUUAGUUUUGUAUUGACUGUGCAGGACGGGCUUGUACGGUUCACAGUGCACUGUUGAAGAGCGCUGGACCGACACGCAUUCACCUCUGGUCCAAAAGCUCUUUAAAUCGUAUGUGAAAGUGUGAAUGACCCAACUGGCAUUGGGUUUGUCUGUGUCCAUCAUUCCAGCCGAUCUACAGCCGCCACUAUGUGCAUUUCAUGAGUGGUACAGUGUUUAUCACGUGGUCCAAGGUUUAUCACGUGGUCCAAGGUUUAUAAAUCCUCAAACACUCUCGUUCAUUGCAAUGGUCACUUUUGGGAAGCACAGUUGAAGAAGACAGAAUAGCUUUAUGUCCAGUGUCGUACGUUUAGCUUUUGACCAAAGUUAUCUGAAAGCUAUCAUUAGGUUAUAAUGAUUACACAGAUGUGAAUCCCUGAAAGCACUCAUACCGUAAUUAUGUGCGUUUUCAUUUGGAAGAUAACGUUUUAAGUGUUUGCACAUCAGUAAUGUUUCUACAAGGCUCCCUGACAGAUGUUAGAACAUUCAGCAGAUUGUGUUUGUGAAUUUGCCCAUGAAAAAAGUUGUAGUGCCCACUGUAGGACACAAAAUGUAUUGCAGCUAUUCACUGAAAUUACCUGUUUAAAGUUUGUUUUUUGUUUCAGAGACAAAACAUAUGAAAGUCUUUCAAUGUAAUUUUAUUGUUCACAAAAAGGCAUUUCAACAUUGUUCCAUGAUUUUUCAUGAUAAAUGGACCAAAACUUAUUCAUUUGUAAGUCACUCAAUAUUUGUUCAGCACAACCGAUUUAACACACUGUUUGUUGGCAUAGUACUUGACAUUUUGUAAACAAUCAAUCUUUGAUCUCAGUCCGAGACAGGAAAAGAAAGUCAUUUUUACUUGCCUUCAGUCUUUGUUACAUAAAAUCUGAAAUAAACAUUUCCGGCAUUGUAAGACAACCCAUUGUCGUAUCACUCAACGGCAGUGUUUGUAGGACUACUUCAUUUAGACGCUAAAAACGUUGCAAGUUUGAAGAUCACUCGUAUAAUUUGGGCACAAACUAAGACAAGGGACCAAAGCGCUCAUUGAGUCUGAGGUGGAACAAAAUACUGAUAAACAUUCAAAGUUUUAAUUUAAUGCAGCUCAUUGAAUGCAAAUGAUCAACAUACAAUGCAAAUAUUGUACCAUAGUCCAUAUUAUAUACAAGCAACAUGUCAAAGGUUCCUUCAAAUAAAGUGAUGAGAUAUCAUUUAUCAGUUUGUUCCACCUAACCCUCAAGUUUGGUCCUGCUAUAUUUGAUACCUAAAGUCUGAAUUUCCAUAGAAGAAUGUGUUAUAGUCCAUCUCGGGACGGAUUAUGAGAAUGUGUUUUUGUACUAAAGUUUUGUAUAGCGUCUGCCCUUCUGUCAUCAGUCUUUACGUAUUAUUUUCCUCACAAGGAAUAUUUUUGUUCAUUUCACUAUUAUGUGUUUUAUUACAAAAUGUCACUCUAGUUGCUGCUUGACAAUGUUAUUACUGUACAAUCAUGAUUCAUUUUUAAUUCAAUUUGUAUUCCUGUUAAUCAGUUCUUCCUGUGUAUCUCCUGCACAUUUUGUAUAAGGCUUGACAUUUUUCAUUUGGUUUAUAGUCAAGAGUUUCAAAUAACUUUUUCUUGGUUAAUUUAAUUUUUUAAUAAACUGAUCCAGUUGCA